Molecule: messenger RNA, 1279 nt
Organism: Trametes versicolor FP-101664 SS1
Lineage: Eukaryota; Fungi; Basidiomycota; Agaricomycetes; Polyporales; Polyporaceae
Exons: 2
Coding region: 1-1080 (359 amino acids)
Source: RefSeq, a predicted model, not a curated record
AUGAGCCUCGUUCACGCACCGACACCCACCCGACCGGCCCGGACUCCUUUGUUCGCCAGGACCAACACGCCCCGCUUCCCAAAGGUCAACUUCAAGCUACCGGUCCUGAAGAAGAGCGCGCCGACGGUCUCGGUCACUAACGCGAACGUCGCACGAACAAACACCUCCAGCCCUCUGUCCGUGAUCCCUCUAGCUGAGGUUCCUGCUGCUUCACCGAGCUCUGUUCCGUUUCCUUCUUCCCCCAUCCCCUGUCCCUCACCGCGCAAGAGGUCUACCAGCGAGAAUGGCUUCUACUCCAGCGGCGAAGAGCCCCAACUACUGGCCUUCCCAGGGAAGGACUCGAUGGAACCACAGUCCGCCCGCGCCGUCUCCCACACUGACAUCAUCCGCAACCGGUCCAAGUCUUGCCUUGCCGCAUCCUUCUUCCAUCGAGACGCGAACCUCGCGCGCAAGACGCCGGCACAAACCGACAAAGCUGCGACUCCCGCGCAGCCGGCCAAACGUGCAGCCACCCGGCGGGAGAGCAUGAGCGCAGGCACCCCGACGGGGAAGAGUACCCGCAAGGCGAAGCGUGCCCUCGCGGACGCGCAGCUCCUCGCGUCUGUGCACGGUACCCUCGCGUCGCUUGUCCAGACGCGCAUGAACGCCGACGGUGUCCGCGACGAAUGCACGGCGCAGGAUGCGCUCCUUGUCGAGCGGAUUUGGAACACUCUGGUCGACAUGGGGUAUCGCCCAAUUCCUAUCGAGACAAGCUCUGCGGCGCCAUCUGCCUCUUCUUCCCCUCCCGCCGCUCCCGAUCCUGCGCGCGAGGCCGCGGAGCGCGCGGCGCGUCGGACCAUGACUGCCUCGUCGACGCCGAUAUCGCUGGACCGUGCCCAAGCUGUUUCUAUCAUGCCUGCCGGAGAGCUCGCUGUGCCCCAACUAGUCGCAGUCUUGACUAUGCGCCACCGCGACCGUUCAACGACCCGUCCGCGAGCCGCCGGCAAGAAACGCGCGGACGCAUCUCCGUCGCGCUCCCCUCUUUCCACCACUUCGUUCCCCGUCUCCCUCGACAAUUACGUCCCUCCGUCAUCAGGAUGACAACCCCUUGUGAAUAUAUCGGUUGAGUCUGAUAUGCCCUUCGUUCAUGACAUGGUGCGUAGACGUUGAAGCGCCGCCUUAUGACGAUAUGACCUACACUCAUUACCAUGCGUAAUCGUUAAUCCCCAUCUCACGCCAUCUACGCAUUUUCGGUCUCAGUCCCCGCAUCCCAGCAUCAACCUCAACCAUCCCUAUCAUC